Mandrillus leucophaeus (drill) is the source of this 1147-nucleotide messenger RNA. RefSeq names its product transmembrane protein 185A. Gene Ontology annotation, cellular component: dendrite. The record is from RefSeq and is a predicted model, not a curated record. The annotation marks the transcript as partial. NCBI's taxonomy places the organism in Eukaryota, Metazoa, Chordata, Mammalia, Primates, Cercopithecidae. The transcript has 6 exons.
GGUCGCGUGCAGACCCAGGCAUGGGGGCCUCUCAGCGCUGUGCGAUCUGGGUGGGGCUCCGGACGCAUGCGCGGCCGCCGUACGGAAGCCCGGAAGGAGGGGCAGGGGGCGGUGGCUCAGGUUUCUCCGGGCGGUGGCGGUGGCGGCGGCGGCGGCGGCGGCGGCGGCGGUGGCGGUGGCGGGAGCAGCAGCGGGGACGCGGCUGGAGCUGGCGCCAUGAACCCGCUGUAAGGCGCAGGCUGUGCAGCACGGGCUGCGGGGGAGGAGGAGGAGGACGCCGCGGUGAAGUUCUCCGCCAUGAACCUGAGGGGCCUCUUCCAGGACUUCAACCCGAGUAAAUUCCUCAUCUAUGCCUGUCUGCUGCUGUUCUCUGUGCUGCUGGCCCUUCGUUUGGAUGGCAUCAUACAGUGGAGUUACUGGGCUGUCUUUGCUCCAAUAUGGCUGUGGAAGUUAAUGGUCAUUGUUGGAGCCUCAGUUGGAACUGGAGUCUGGGCACGAAAUCCUCAAUAUCGAGCAGAAGGAGAAACGUGUGUGGAGUUUAAAGCCAUGUUGAUUGCAGUGGGCAUCCACUUGCUCUUGUUGAUGUUUGAAGUUCUGGUCUGUGACAGAAUCGAGAGAGGAAGCCAUUUCUGGCUCCUGGUCUUCAUGCCGCUGUUCUUUGUUUCCCCGGUGUCUGUUGCAGCUUGUGUUUGGGGCUUUCGACAUGACAGGUCACUAGAGUUAGAAAUCCUGUGUUCUGUCAACAUUCUCCAGUUUAUAUUCAUUGCCUUAAGACUGGACAAGAUCAUCCACUGGCCUUGGCUUGUUGUGUGUGUCCCGCUGUGGAUUCUCAUGUCUUUUCUGUGCCUGGUGGUCCUCUACUACAUCGUGUGGUCCGUCUUGUUCUUGCGCUCUAUGGAUGUGAUUGCCGAGCAGCGCAGGACACACAUAACCAUGGCCCUGAGCUGGAUGACCAUCGUCGUGCCCCUUCUUACGUUUGAGAUUCUGCUGGUUCACAAACUGGAUGGCCACAACGCCUUCUCCUGCAUCCCGAUUUUUGUCCCCCUUUGGCUCUCGUUGAUCACGCUGAUGGCAACCACAUUUGGACAGAAGGGAGGAAACCACUGUAUGUACUCAGCAUUUGAGAAGUCCUUGGUGUGUGUGUGGG